AUGUCAAAGAUGCAUAAGAACCACUCCACCAAGCAUAUCCUUCUUGUAGCCUUCUUCGUGCUUUGCCUCAUCUCUCCAUUUGCUCAAGGAAGGAGGUUGAAAGAAGUGGUUAGCAAUGAGAAGCAUGAAGUAGUAGCGGUAGAGGUGAAGGAGCAAAAUAACAAGUUGGAUAAUUUGGAGGUUCCGUCCAAAGAAACCCAUUUGCCGGACGCCGACGAACUCGCCGGAAUGGACUAUGCGGCGGCGAGCAAGAAGCCUCCUACUCACAACUGA
Linum trigynum is the source of this 273-nucleotide messenger RNA. NCBI's taxonomy places the organism in Eukaryota, Viridiplantae, Streptophyta, Magnoliopsida, Malpighiales, Linaceae. The record is from the annotation of a GenBank genome assembly.